Aspergillus udagawae is the source of this 396-nucleotide messenger RNA. RefSeq lists its product as uncharacterized. The transcript has 2 exons. The record is from RefSeq and is a predicted model, not a curated record. Lineage: Eukaryota; Fungi; Ascomycota; Eurotiomycetes; Eurotiales; Aspergillaceae. The coding region runs from base 1 to 396 and encodes 131 amino acids.
AUGAAAAUACGAACAAAGGGUGACGUGUGGUUCGACGUUGUCUAUGACGAGGUUGAAGGGUCAAAAGGGAUAGCGCCGAGAGCAAUGGUAAUUCUGAAGAAGCAGCUUCUUGCACUGAGUCAGCAGGUCCCAGUGGUGAAAGAUGGAGAAAAAGGUGAGUUCAAUGGAACAGCGGGUGACGGUAACGCAACCCAGGCACCAGAGCAGUCCAGUUACUGUCGGAAGAGCGUCGAGCCCAACAAAUUGGUAUUUUUUGGCAGAUCUGGCGAGCGUCAUGAGAUAUAUGUUCCCAAGGGUACUCUUCAAAAAGCUAUCGACCUUUUACAGGAGGAAAACUGGGAUGAGCUUCUCAAAUUCCCUCCUUAUAUGGAUCAAGGAUAUAAGGACUGGGAUUGA